UUCCGUACGAUGUCGUGGCGUUUCUUAUCUUGCUGAAUUAUUGUUAGCUUCCCAGCUACCAACAAAAAUAGCUACUGCUGCUCGGAUAAAAAUCAUUAGCUAUCACCUUAAAGUUAGGAUAUUUUUUAUAGAAUAAAUCAAAAUGAGACGCGCAGGUUUGGGCGAAGGAGUACCUGGAAAUUAUGUGGCCAGCGGGUACAGCGCGUAUGAAGAGGAAAAUGAGCACUUACAAGAGGGUCUGAGAGCCAAAGUCAGCGCCUUGAAACAUCUGUCAAUAGAUAUUGGAACCGAAGUGAAGUACCAGAACAAAAUGUUGGAUGAUAUGGACUCAGACUUUGACUCAACGGGCGGUUUGCUGGGGGCCACCAUAGGGAGAGUGAAGCGGCUUUCCAGGGGAAGCCAGACUAAGCUCCUGUGCUACAUGCUGCUCUUCUGCCUCUUCGUCUUCACCCUCCUCUACUGGUUUAUCAAACUGAGGUGAUACGUUACAGGAGGCCCCGGCUUUUCCCUCCAUGCCUCUCGUGUCUCCUUUCCCUGUCGGUGCCAUAAGUCCGCCUCUGGAUCAGAAGACCAUGACCAUAAUGACAAGGAGACUGUUAGAAUGUGCUUAGUGGUUGAGAAGACGACUCCCCCCAAAUCAUCAAUGACAAUGUACAAUAGGGGGUAAUAAUGUAUGGCUGUCAUUCAUUUUAGACAGCCCUGAUGGAAUGAGUAGACACCGCCAUAAGUUUACGAUUGCAACGAUUGUCCAUUUAACGAUGAUGCAUAUUAUAGGUACAUUUGUAACGGAGUGAUCUAUUUCAUAAAAUAUCUGGUAAGGCUAAGCAGUAACAUACAGUGGGUAUAGAAAGUCACCACCCCAUUUCAAAAUGUUCACCUUUUGUUGCCUUACAGCCUGAAAUGAAAACACAUAAAAUCAGACUUUUCCCAGGUUUUAUAUACACACAGUAACCCACAAUAUCCAAGUGAAUAAAAAAUAAAAAAAAGAACUGAAAAUUAAUACAAAUUAAAACAGUAAAAUACCCUAUUUGGAUAAGUGAACACCCCCUGAGUUAAUACUUGGUGGAACCACCUUUUGCUUGAAUUACAGCCAUGAGUCUCUUUGAAUACGUCUCUACUAACUUUGCACACCUAGACUGUGCAAUAUUUGCCCAUUGUUCCUUGCAGAAUUGUUCAAGCUCAGUCAAAUUGCAUGGUGACCGCUCAUGGACUGCACUCUUCAAGUCAUUCCACAGAUUCUCGAUGGGAUUUAGGUCAGGGCUCUGACUAGGCCACUCAAGGACAUUCACCUUCUUGUCCUUCAGCCACUGUACGGUUGCUUUGGCAGUGUGCUUUGGGUCAUUGUCAUGUUGAAACGUGAACCAUCUUCCCAUUUUCAACUUCCUGACAGAGGGCUGCAGGUUCUCCUCAAGCAUCUGUCGGUAUUUUGCACUGUCCAUUUUCCUUUCUAUCCUGACAAGUGCUCCAGUCCCUGCUGAAAAGAAACACCCCCAGAACAGGAUGCUGCCACCGCUGUGCUUUACAGUAGGCAUGGUGUUCUUUGGGUGGAAAGAUGUAUUGGGUUUUCGACAGACAUAUCGUUUUGCGUUCAGGCCAAAAAGUUCCAUUUAGGUUUCAUCUGACCACAGCACCUUUUGCCACUUGGCCUCGGAAUCUACAAUGUGCUUUUUGGCAAAGCUCAAACGAGACUUGAUGUGGCUUUUUUUGAGGAGUGGUUUUUUUCUUGCCACCCUCCCGUAGAGGCCAGAUUUGUGGAGCGCUUGUGAUAUUGUGGUCACAUGCACACAUUGACCAGUCUUUGCCAUAAAGGCCUGAAGCGGCUUCAAAGUCGCCAUUGGCUUCUUGGUAGCCUCUCUGAUCAGUCUCCUCCUUGCACGGUCAUCCAGUUUGGAGGGACGGCCUGAUCUAUGCAGGGUCUGGGUGGUGCCAUACGCCUUCCACUUCUUAAUAAUGGUCUUAACUGUGCUCCGAGGGAUAGACAAAGCCUUUGAAAUCUUUUUAUAUCCAUCCCCUGACUUGUGCCUUUCCACAACUUUAUCUCGUAGAUCUUUUGAAAGUACCAUUCCGCCCAUAGUGGAUUAUUUGCUUUGAAUUGCACUACUAAGCAGUGGAGUCCUCUAUGAACAACUGCUUUUAUUCUGAACUAAUCAAAGUCGCUACAAUUGAUCACAGAUGGAAGCCAAUUAGCUUGAUUUGUGAUCUGGAAGGUGGUUGGUUAUACCUCAGCAAGUUUGCAAUUGCAAUUCUAAGGGGGGGUUCAAUUAUCCAAACAGGGUAUUUUUACUGUUUUACUUUUCAUUAAUUUUCUUAUAUUUUUUCACUUGGAUAUUGUGGGUUACUGUGUGUAAGUAAAUAAAGCCAGGAAAAAGUCUGAUUUUAUGUAUUUUCAUUUCAGGCUGUAAGGCAACAAAAGGUGAACAUUUUGAAAGGGUGUGGUGACUUUCUAUACCCACUGGAUGUGCAAAUGUGACUAAGCUCUCUAGGCUGAGUCACUGAGGAGCUCUCCAGUGCAUGACUCAUAAUGUUAUUAGUAUGCAAGUGUGAUAGUUAGAUAUCAUGCUCUUGAAGAGAUGGCUUGAUCCAAUGGGAGACUGACAUUUCAUCAAUACAGUAUCCAACUAUAGAGUUCCACUAUAAACAAACAUGUAAAUGUUUUUGUUUUGAGGAAUAAAUUAGAAGGGUACACUCACUUCAAACCGUUUCCUAUCCUGUCUACAGCGACCGUUCAUCUCCACCAUGGCACACUGUUCUCCCGUGAACAUCUUUAAUGUAAAUGUAUUUUAUAUGUAAAUAAACAAGAUGUAUGUUUUGAAUUUGA
Coregonus clupeaformis (lake whitefish) is the source of this 2818-nucleotide messenger RNA. Its product is annotated as BET1 homolog. NCBI's taxonomy places the organism in Eukaryota, Metazoa, Chordata, Actinopteri, Salmoniformes, Salmonidae. The record is from RefSeq and is a predicted model, not a curated record. Gene Ontology annotation, biological process: endoplasmic reticulum to Golgi vesicle-mediated transport; vesicle fusion with Golgi apparatus. Gene Ontology annotation, molecular function: SNAP receptor activity. The coding region runs from base 143 to 481 and encodes 112 amino acids. The transcript is spliced from 4 exons. Gene Ontology annotation, cellular component: Golgi trans cisterna; SNARE complex.